AUGGCUGACGUAGGUGAGGAUAAGGGUAAGAAGCCCAAGGCUAAGAAAAGUUCAAAGAAGAACUCCAACUUCAUCAUCAUCGUCCAUCCCUCCACCAUCUUGCUCUUCCCAAACUUUAUGAGUCCCAACCCAAAUGAGGUGGACAACUAUCCUCUUGCUAUGGAAUGGAUUUUGGAACCCUUGAGCGCAAGUGCAAAAAAGUUUAAAGAUAGAGCCUUCGAAACCCGCAUCAAAGACAAUAUGACCAUUGCUGGCAUCUCUAAACUGAUGAUCGGCUCACCCCUCACAACCCCCGAGGAACUUUCCAAUUCUUUUCUGCAUUAG
This is a messenger RNA of Penicillium taxi, 324 nucleotides long. RefSeq lists its product as uncharacterized. The record is from RefSeq and is a predicted model, not a curated record. The transcript has a single exon. The coding region runs from base 1 to 324 and encodes 107 amino acids. Lineage: Eukaryota; Fungi; Ascomycota; Eurotiomycetes; Eurotiales; Aspergillaceae.